AUGAUUCAAUUUGAGAAAUGCUGUUUUUAUAUUCCACGGAAGACGGGAUGCUUAAUUAUAGGAUACUUAAAUUUGAUUGGAUCAAUUAUAGGAUUGCUUUUUUCAAUAUAUGGGAUAGUUUUGGGAGAUCAAGCUACACGAUCUUCUAAACCGAAACAUGUUGAUGUAGCUUACAUGAUAAUUGGUUCCGCUGUAGUGCUUGCGCUUAUUUUUCUGCUAGCGUUUGCAUUUUGUAUCGUUCUCCUCGUAGGAAUAAAUAAGAAUAAACCUGGGCAUGUGAAAGCUUACUUAAAAUAUAACUUGAUCUUCCUAACUAUACACGCUGUCUUGCUUCUCCUCAGCAUUCAAAUCGACGCUCUUUUGCUUUUGGUUCUUUUCAUUUACUUCUUCCUCGUCAUCAAUAGUUAUUACACAAAAAUGCAAGAGGAGAAGGCUACAAAGGAAAUUCAAAAAGUU
Molecule: messenger RNA, 456 nt
Organism: Brenthis ino (lesser marbled fritillary)
Lineage: Eukaryota; Metazoa; Arthropoda; Insecta; Lepidoptera; Nymphalidae
Source: the annotation of a GenBank genome assembly